This is a messenger RNA of Acyrthosiphon pisum (pea aphid), 320 nucleotides long. RefSeq names its product histone H2A. Gene Ontology annotation, cellular component: nucleosome. Lineage: Eukaryota; Metazoa; Arthropoda; Insecta; Hemiptera; Aphididae. Bases 59 to 271 code for a protein of 70 amino acids. The transcript has a single exon. The record is from RefSeq and is a predicted model, not a curated record. Gene Ontology annotation, molecular function: structural constituent of chromatin; protein heterodimerization activity; DNA binding.
AAAGGGAAACUACGCCGAGCGCGUCGGAGCCGGAGCACCGGUUUACCUGGCCGCCGUCAUGGAGUACUUGGCAGCUGAGGUUUUGGAGUUGGCCGGUAACGCUGCCCGUGACAACAAAAAGUCUCGUAUCAUCCCCAGACAUUUACAAUUGGCCAUCAGAAAUGACGAGGAGUUGAACAAAUUGCUAUCCGGAGUAACAAUCGCUCAAGGUGGUGUGUUGCCCAACAUCCAAGCCGUUCUUUUGCCCAAGAAGACAGAAAAGAAGGCGUAAUUAUAUUCAUCAUCCGACACUCGCUAUACUAAAAAGGCUCUUUUCAGGG